UUUCGAUUUAAUGCAAACUAGCUUUUGUCAUUAAUGUCAUUUUUAAAAAAAAUAUAUGAAUUGAUAUUCUAUUUAAUUAAUGCAUUAACAAUGUAAAGCAUUCUAUAUGCUGAUAUAUAUCACUACUGUGUUUAUACAUAUAUUACGUAUAUAUGAUUUACUAUUGAUGUAUAUGAUAUACAGCUCUGUGUUGCGAUGUCAUAUGUCAUAGCAACGUCUUUAGUAUAAUUGCUAUUUUAAAUUUUAGAAUGUUUCUUUUCAGAACGUCGGAGAGUUCCAUCUUGAGUUCCGAAGAUCACAAGCUCUGGAUUACAAGUGCGAUUUAAGUCUACGAUCAACUUCACAACUUCUAACCGAUGGCCCGUACGAGAUAUGACGUGACGGAGCUCCAGGAGGAAGAACCUCAGGCCGGAGGGAGCGGACUGUCUGACGACAGCGGAACACAGAGGGAAGAAACUCCGUCUGACCUGCUACUUCCCACUGAGCUCCACUACAACAUCGUGAGCAAUGAAGACAAUGAUGAGGACUACAGCCCUGAUCAGCUAUAUGCUCAGUCCACCAGUAAACAUUUCCAUGGCAAGAGGACUAGGGAACAGUUGUCUGAGGAAGAGGAAGUUGAAGAGGCCCCUCCUAGUAAAAGACAGCGUAUGGAGCAAGAGGAUGAGGUGGUUGAGCUGUUGAGCUCUUCUUCUUCUUCGAGCUUAUCCCCACUUUUGGACCCCAUUCCCAGCAUAGAUGUGCACCCCAGAAAUGAGCAGAUGGCUGAUGAGGAGGAAAAUGAUGAAGAGGCCCCUCCCAGGACAAGUCAGCAUGUGGAGCAAGAAGAUGAGCUGUCUGAACUCACUAAUCUAGACAGCAACUCAUCCUCUUCAUUAAUCUUAUCCCCUACAUUGGAGUUUAUCCCAAUUAUAGAUAGUUCCUCCAGCAGUCAUUAUUUUUGGUGGAGGUGGAGGGUGAGUGACAGGGAGCAGAUAAGUGGUGAAGAAGACAAUGAUGGAGAGACUCCUCCUGAAAGAUUGGAACAUGUGGAGCAAGAGGAUAAUGAGAAUGAGGUUUAUUUCAUUAGUUUGGAGAGGAGCCCAUCCCCUUCAAUGAACUUAUCCACUUCUUCAGACUUUAUGCUUUUUGUAGUUGAUUCCUCUGGCAAUGAGUAUGUCUGGUGGAUAAGGCAGCAUGAGGAUAUUGAUGAAGAGAUGCCAACGUAUGACAGCAUGCCUUAUCAAAAUGGUGUAGUUAGAGUACCUCAAAACUUGUUUGUCUCCAUCACAAUUUACACCUUAUGUCUGGACUCGGUUGGAGAUCUUUUUAUUUCCCUUCUUUCCAUUCCCAUCCUUAUUCACGGAUAUUUAAGCUAGGCUAAGGUAAAUAUUUCACCCAUUUUAACCACAAGUGUUGGUAAGGAUCACUUUUAUACCUUAUCUUGUGUUGUCCUGAGGUCAUUGUUCCCAUUCCCGUUUUAUGGAUGCCGGACCUCAGAUACACCUACAGUAUCAGUGUAGCAGUUACAGUGGUCGAAUAUCGCUGUCCUCUUGCGCAGUACAGCAGUUGGCUCUCAGUCCCUUUCUUAGUGUGCCAAAAUUAAGUUACCAUGCAUACAGCACCUGGAGAAAAACACUGAUGCUGGCCUACAAAGCCAAAAACGGACCAGCUCCCUCUUACCUCAAAGCCCUCAUCACUCCUCGCACUGCAACCCAGACCCUCCGAUAUACCAGCACUGCUCGACUGGUUCCACCAUCUCUCAGGAAACUCAUCCAUGUCCACGGAUGGAGCAAAGGGACAGCACCCAUGCAGUGGAGAGUGUUGACUACAGUGUGCUUUCUCAAAUCUCUGACUGGCUGGUAGGGCUCAGGUGAACCUCACUAAUGAUUCAUUGUCAGCUGUACUUCUGGCAGCUCUAACAGAGCUGAGCAAUCCGCUAUGUUAGGAUUCAGUAGCCCACGACUGGCAUCACUGUUUAUUAUAUUAAUAUUCCUGCCUCUACCACUGAUUCUGCACACAUUGCACAGGAUUUAGGGAUGAGGUCACAGAGUCCACAUCACAACAACAUUGUAACUGCAGAACUCGCAAAAUCCUUCCCAACCUGGCACUUGAGUUUUACCACUUCCGGGUUUCAUGGAUAUUUAAGCCAAGCACCUGUUACUGUUAGCACGAAGAUUAUUAUCAGUCGGAUACCUACCAGUACGCUGAUGAGUAAAGCCUUGGAUUGGGCCUCUGCAGUGUGGGAUUGUAACCUGCAGUGACUAGGAGAAGAGGAGAGAAGCCGUGCCUGAGCUCUGUGCACACAAGCAUGUGUGAGAGCUAAGAGGAAUUAUAAGAAUUUCGCCAUUCAAGUCUAUGGGAACUUUUGGGGUAUUCGAUUGUCCGCUACGUGAAAACCAAAAGGCCAUUGGUACCCCAAAUUAAAGGAGCUGGCUGAUUUCUGUGAACACUGAGGGAGGAAACUCCGCCCGACCUGCUACUUCCCACUGAGCUCCAUUACAAGAAUAAAGUAGUAGAAUAAAAAAGAAUAAAGAGGACGAUGGUGACUACAGCCCUGAUCCACAGAGUGCCACAGAGAUAAAAAAGCAUUUAAUUGUGAAUGUUAAGUGCCCAACGCCAGCUGACAAACAAUCUGUAGCUGCACCUGGAAAAGAUAUCUGAAAUGGUUUCUAGGACAUAUUUUUCCUAUCUGAACUGCAAUAUUUAUUUAUUUAUUUUUAGGUUUGCCUACCUGACUGGCUGGUAGGGCUCAGGUGAAACUCACAGAUGGCAAAUUGAUUUAUUGUCAGCUGUGGUUCUGGCAGCUCUGGAAGAGCUGAGCAAUCCGCUAUGUUAGGAUUCAGUAGUCCACGACUGGCAAUGCUGUUUAUUAUAUUGAUAUUCCUGCCUCUACCACUGAUUCUGCAUGCACUGCACAGGAUUCAGGGAUGAGGUCACAGAGUCCAAAUCACAUCAACAUUGUAAUAGCAUGACCUGCAACCCUCACUCGAGUUUUAGCCACUUCCAGCUUUCAUGGAUAUUUAAGCCAAGCACACAUUACUUUGAGCAAAGCAUGAGGGCCCCCCGGCCCACCUGCCGCUAUGGACUGGAAUAGAAACCCAUCACAGUGAAAAGGGGGAACCCAUGCAGAGGAACCAUCUUGCCCAAAUUCUAAGCCCUAAUUGAUUCCAGAGCUGCAUUUCACCUUCUUGACAUAGACCUCAUCGAUCAGCUGUAAAUACCAACCAAGCCAUGCCUCACACCAAUCUGUGUCACUGCUGUGAACAACCAACCUAUUUAAGAAGCUUACUUCACGCACCAAACCACACCAAUCACUCUCAAAAUCAAAUUAUUUAAUCAAAACAGAGAACUCACCCGUUGGUCAUCACACUGUCUGGCACACUCUAUGCAAAAUCCCCUGACACACUUCUAUCUGACUACCUCAGUAGAAAGCCCUAAACUCAGGUCAUCAAAUAUAUUCAUUUUUCCAAUAUUCAAUAUUCCAAAAAAGAAAUCUUGGACAAGGGAAAAGCUUUGAGGCUACCACCACAUCGCACGGGAGACUGCGCCAUUGAGCUCUUACCCAACACAAUGUCCCAAGUGCCACGUAUAUCCUUUAACCAUCCUCGAGAGCAGAGCCAUAGAAAAGUAUAUAAACACAGCGGUGGAUGCCGGUUACAUUCGGCCCUCGACGUCCCCUUAACAGCAAGAUUCUUUUUUGUGGAAAAAACUAUUAGAAACUAUUGUGGCUAGCUGUUUACAGUUGAUUACAAAUUGCUGCUACUUACUUACUUAGGCUCUUAACCCAGCCAACCAACUGACUGCCCCAUCACACCUCUGGGAACCCCUUUAAGAUAAGAUAAGAUAAGAUAAGAUAAGAUAAGAUAAGAUAAGAUAAGAUAAGAUAAGAUAAGAUAAGAUAAGAUAUAUUUUUGUCCCACAAUGAGGAAAUUUCACUGUUACAGCAGC
Messenger RNA from Tachysurus fulvidraco (yellow catfish), 3927 nucleotides. RefSeq lists its product as uncharacterized. The coding region runs from base 357 to 1355 and encodes 332 amino acids. The record is from RefSeq and is a predicted model, not a curated record. Lineage: Eukaryota; Metazoa; Chordata; Actinopteri; Siluriformes; Bagridae. The transcript is spliced from 6 exons.